This is a messenger RNA of Cotesia glomerata, 522 nucleotides long. RefSeq lists its product as uncharacterized. The record is from RefSeq and is a predicted model, not a curated record. Lineage: Eukaryota; Metazoa; Arthropoda; Insecta; Hymenoptera; Braconidae. The transcript has a single exon. Bases 1 to 522 code for a protein of 173 amino acids.
AUGACGAACACUACGGGACCAAGAACCAAAAAGAGGAGAGUCCUGCUUGAGGUAGUCCACUCUGUACUGCUUUACGGAGCGGAGAUAUGGGCUCACAUCCUGAAGCAGAAGACAUACCGGCGUAAAAUGGCAGGCGGUGCAGCGGCGGGUGCUCUCAGAGUAGCCUGUGCCUACCGUACGGUUUCCGAAGCGGCUAUAUUGGUCAUAGCGGGAGCCGCACCUAUCGACUUACUUGCGUUCAAAAGGGUGAAACCCAUGACGCUAAAAGGAAGGAUGGGGCUACAGGACACGCCGAUGUGCAAAUACUGCCCGGACAAAAUCGACGACGCCGAACACACUUUCUUCAAGUGUGUACGGUGGAAGGACUACAGAAGCAGCACAGAAGAAAUUAUAGGCACCACGCUUUCUCCGGAAAGCUCAGUAACCUAUAUGCUUAAAACAGAAGAUAACUGGUCAGCUGUCGCAGCCUACGCGCAGCGCGUUCUAAAACGAAAACCACAGAAAGGGAUCUGUAACCAGUAA